UCGAGAAAUGUACAACGCAUUCAGCAACUCUCUGACAGUACCAACAGACGCAUUUCACAACAGGAACACACUACGUGGCUUGUACAAUUGGUAGGAGGCUUGGCUCAUUGCGUAUGCGGUCUUGUCGGGGCGGUGGACGCCACGGCAUUGACCAAAAAUCAGCCUCGGUUCACAAGUCCCGCACACGACAAGAAAACGGAACAAUCACACGGAGAUCCAUACUUGACUUUUUUACUCGGAACUAUUAUGGCCGAGACAGGGUCGUACUCAUACGCUACGUCGUCUGCUACGUCGUCGGCGAUGUCAGCGAUGUCGGUCGAAAAGCCCGACGGACUGGUCCUCGACAGGGACAACCUCUCGCCCGAGCUGCUCAAGAUUCUGGACGAGGUCGAUCGCGACGGUGACGGCGAUGUCGACAUCAACGAGCUGUUGAUGGCGUUCCAGGAGAUGCACCAUGCGCGCAAGUCGAACAAGCGGCUGGUGCGGAUCCUCAUCGUGGGCGCCGUGCUGUUUGCGCUCACUCUUGGAGCGAUUUUCGCGCUCUCGGUAGCUGCCGCGGAGCUGGCCAAGGACACCAACAUCGAGUCGUCGUCCAGCGCUCCGGCGGUGAUGCGGACCAAGUCGGGCGGGUCCGAGUAUACGUCGACGGUGCGGACGGCGAGCGUGACGCCCGGGAUCUCAGUGGGCACGGUCGACGACCCGCCGGAGGACGACGAUGCGUCGCGGGCACUGCGGGCGCGUGCGCGUGAGGUCGAAGGCCGGACGUCCGAGGUCGACACGGCGGAUCUGAGCGUGCUUUGCGAGAGCGCGGAGACCGAGGUGACCGAUGACUUUACCUUUGACACGGCGCUGGUCUUCCCGCGCCCAGACUCUGUGGAAAACAUCCGAACCAACCCGACCGCACCAUUCUCGCUCUCGCUUCCGGGCCAGGCCUCGACGCAGAUCAUGCGAUUCCGGAUCACGGGCAUAUCGUCAUUUGACAACAACACGUUUGACUCGAUCCCGGAGGAGACCGAGCUCGAUGUGACCGACCUUGUGGUUGACGGCGACGCCGAGGCUGCAGCGCGGCUCUGCUGCGACCACGCCAACUGUGCGUACGCGGUCGGCGAGUCGAUCAUCGAGAUGGAGGACGACUCGACGUACGUCAACGGGACGGCAGUCGAUCCGCCGAGCGCGGGCGAGCUUGACGAGGCCGCUUCGCGGUGGGUCAUGAACCGAUACGGUGAGAUGGUGGAGCCUGGGCGCGAGCACGAGGCUGCCACCGAGCGCGCAAUUGGUGCGCGAGUGACGAUCUCGACUGGACUGCAGCGCUAUCUGACGGGGCGCUGCACUCGCCGAGUCUGCUACGUGCGCGGCCUGAUGCAGGGCAGCGGCGUGCUGCAGCCGCGUGGAGUGACGGUGUACUCGCCGAACGCAGCAAAGACGACGUACGCGUCAGUCAAGCCGAUGCGGGUCCGGCCCCGCACCCUUGUUGUGUGCCCGGUCAACGAUGGCGAUCUGGACCUGGCGUCGGCGUCGGUAUCUGACAACAAGAUUGCGUGGUACGAGAACAUCGAUGGGGUCGGCAGCUUUGGGCCACAGCAAGUGGUGAGCACUGCAGCGCAUGGGGUGCAGUCCGUGAUUGCGACUGACGUGGAUGGAGAUGGCGAUCUGGACCUGGCGUCGGCGUCGGCUUCUGACAACAAGAUUGCGUGGUACGAGAACAUCGACGGAGCCGGGAGUUUCGGGCCGCAGCAAGUGGUGAGCACUACCGCAAGCUAUGCGCGGUGUGUAGUUGCGGCUGACGUGGAUGGAGAUGGCGAUCUGGACCUGGCGUCGGCGUCAUCCUCUGACAACAAGAUUGCGUGGUACGAGAACAUCGACGGAGCCGGGAGUUUUGGACCACAGCAAGUAGUGAGCACCACCGCAAGCUAUGCGCGGUCUGUGCUUGCAGCUGACGUAGAUGGAGAUGGCGAUCUGGACCUGGUGUCGGCGUCGGCUUCUGACAACAAGAUUGCGUGGUACGAGAACAUCAACGGAGCCGGGAGUUUCGGGCCACAGCAAGUGGUGAGCACGGCAGCACAGGGUGCAGUGUCUGUGAUUGCAGCUGACAUGGAUGGAGAUGGAGAUCUGGACCUGGGGUCGGCGUCGGAGCGCGACGACAAGAUUGCUUGGUACGAGAACAUGGACGGGGCCGGAAGUUUCGGGCCACAGCAAGUGGUGAGCAUUGCAGCGGGCAAGUCGCAAUCUGUAAUUGCGGCUGACGUGGAUGGAGAUGGAGAUCUGGACCUGGCGUCGGCGUCGGCUUCUGACAACAAGAUUGCGUGGUACGAGAACACCGACGGGGCCGGGAGUUUCGGGCCGCAGCAGUGGUGA
Molecule: messenger RNA, 2355 nt
Organism: Thecamonas trahens ATCC 50062
Lineage: Eukaryota; Apusomonadida; Apusomonadidae
Exons: 3
Coding region: 247-2355 (702 amino acids)
Molecular function (GO): calcium ion binding
Source: RefSeq, a predicted model, not a curated record